Effrenium voratum is the source of this 1291-nucleotide messenger RNA. NCBI's taxonomy places the organism in Eukaryota, Dinophyceae, Suessiales, Symbiodiniaceae. The record is from the annotation of a GenBank genome assembly.
GGAAUGAUUCCCUUGAGAGCAAUCUGAUCUUUACUCCCUUCAACUGCCUGUUUUGUACCAGGCAAACUGCCCAGGGGUCUCUUUCAAGCACGUCGAGUCCAAAAGGAAGAGGCUCUUGUUUGGGCCCUCCAAAUGCCAACUUGUACUCGAAUCUAACGGACACUGGCAGCCGUGGAAAGGGACGCGUACAGUGGUUCGACCAGAUGAUGCUUCAAUUUCAGACUGCUGGAUUUGGACAGAUCCCCCUAAUUUUUCUCCGCCGGAGCGGGGUUGGCUAUCAUCGCAGACGCCUCUCAUGGAUUUUGCUAGCUACUGUCACCGUGGCUCUGGGCGCAUAGUCAUAGUUUCAUUGUUAUGCUGAUCUCCGACCAAGUCGCAUGAUUCCGGUUGGUGGCCGCGAUGUGGAUAGUUUUGGCAGUUGCAAUGGAUGAUACGUGUCCGCAGGGAAACAUUUCUGGCUCUGUGGAAGUGUGUGUCCCAGCCUGCUGCCAGCUGCCUCAAGAUGUCGUUAAAGCUGCAAAAGCGGCUUGCCGCGUCCAUCCUUGGAUGCGGCAAGAAGCGUGUGUGGCUGGACCCAAAUGAGACGAAUGAGCUGUCCAUGGCAAACUCGCGCUUCAACAUCAGGAAGAUGAUCAAGGAUGGCCUGAUCAUUCGCAAGGCAGUGACCAUGCACUCGCGGUCUCGCGUGCGCAAGAACUUGGAAGCCAAGCGCAAGGGCCGCCACAUGGGCACGGGCAAGCGCAAGGGUACCCGUGAGGCUCGUAUGCCAACGAAGGUGUUGUGGAUGAGGCGUCAGCGCGUUCUGCGCCGACUUCUCCGCAAGUACAGGCAGCAGAAGAAGAUCGACAAGCGCAUCUACCACUACUUCUACCGGCAUGCCAAGGGUAACUGCUACAAGAACAAGCGCGUGCUGAUGGAGGCCAUCCACGCCAAGAAGACUGAGAAGAUGAAGGAGAAGGCUCUGAUUGAGCAGUCGGAGGCCCGCAAGGAGAAGGCCCGCAUCGCGAAGGAGAAGAAGCUGCAGAAGAAGGCGGAGUCUGCCCGCACGGAAGAGGAUGGCGGAUGGCAGCAGCAGAAGAAGCGUUAGGCCGCUCGGCGGGCUUUUUUGCCCAGCCAUUUUGAACGUUUGUGUCAAACAUGCCUCGAGGGGGCUGUUAGGAAGGCUUUUAGGAAGGCUGCUUGCAUUAUGUAUCACGCAACAAGUUAUUUCAAUGCAUUUGACGUGGCCAAGGCUUUCAUACAGAUUGCAGCACAAGCCCGGCAACUGGUGGCAGCAGAGCGCAGACGGAAA